CCGAGACAUCCCUGCAACUGCAGGCCAGCCAAAGAGCUGAUCAGCUGAAUGAGCUGGUAAAACUUUCAGUUUCUUUGGUGGGUUCUAGCAGGCCGGCCGUGUUCGUAACCCACGCGUGCGUUACGUUGCGUCUGAUCUCGAAGCACUUCGCGCUCAAUUUCGUUUCGAUUUUUUUUUAAGCCGAUUAUUCUGUGUUUGUUGUUGCUUGUUCUAUUUUUCAGUAUAUGCUCUUUGGUUUAUGGUUGUUCCGUCUGUCAUUCGUUGAGAGGUGCAGAUCAGGAAGCUCCGAGAUCUUAGGAGGAAUGCUCAUAUCAGAUAUUGUCAUAUAUCGAAAUACCUGAGUUAUGGUGAAAUGGCUAGAACCACAAAAAGAAACGGAACCACCCGACCGCCGUCUGAUGGGUUCUGUGAAGGUACCCAUCGGCAAUGGCGAGAUCACAGACGACCCCUUAGCGACCAUAGAUCAUUCGAACAAGCAUCAAAUUUAUUCAGUGAGCAGGUCAGUGAUGUUACCUAGAAUCUCAAUCAACAAGUCUUUCUCUGAAGGGGUGCCGUCUUAUUCUAAUUCUGGUGGAGGGGUGAAUCCUCUCUUCAAAGAGAAUAUGACUUACACAGGCACAUCAAAAAACGGGAGAAAAAACACCUAUAUGAACCGACAGCCGAGACAGAACUCGUACGUGUCAGGAGAUAAAUCUGGGUCAUCAGGGUACGGCAGUAGCAGAAUAAGCAGUUGCUUCGACCCACUAUACGAAAAGAUACCCAGAGACUCAGAUCGAGCUUUCAUCGUUCAGCAAAACCCAAACUUCGUCAAAUCAAUUCGAGUAUGCCAACAAAAAGCAACAAAAAACUCUGUGCCAUCAUCGGGAUCAGGCUCAUCCUCCGGGACCCUGAAUACCAUACCAGAAGGACAAGUCGACAUAAGCAGACCCAAAAACGUGUGGCCUGCCGAGGAAGAAAAGCGCUUGGAAAACUACGAUUCAAUUGUCGAUGACGCCCUCUUAUUGUACACGAGUUUGAGUUACAUGCCAGAAAUCGAGAAGAAUUCUCUUGGUGUUCAGAUUUCUGUGACGGAAUUGUUGGUCGACAUACUCAAACAUGUGAAUUCGGCUUUAGACGGUCAUACAGAUAAAACACCAGAAGACGUAUUGAAGACGGUGACGAACAAGAUCAGUAUGGGUUUGGAGGUUUUGAGGAACAGCACAGAGGAGGACAUGAGGAAGCUGUGCCUCAACUUGAAGAAUUGCAAGAAUGUCAAUUCGGUUUUGAGAGCGUUUGGUAACUCGAAUUCGUCUUCUACUUCCGGAGAAUGGAGCAGUAAGGCGAGGAGUUCCUCUUCCGAAAUGGACGACACUUACAACACUCAUUUUUCGACUCCUUCCAGCAGUGCUUUUAGUGAUUCCGUGAAAGAUCAUUCGGAUGGUAAUUUGAACUAUGACAGGGCCCAAAAUUUCGAUAAUUCGCAUAAAGUACUGGAUGGUGGUUCUUCGUUGAAACCUUGUUCGAUCAGGGCGGUGAAUGACGGAAAGCCCUCAGUUUGGGAACAGUAUUACGGUAUGAAAGCUGAUGAUGUGAAGCAGGUUCGAAACGUUGUGCCAAAACCUACCGAUGUGCCAAUUUUUCCGGGCGGAAGACCAGAAGCGGACUUCACCCUUGACGUCCCUCGUUCAGAACAUCUCUCAAAGAAGAUGAGAGAAGACAAGAAAUGGCGUUUUAGAUGUCGUGUUCUUACUGGGUUCCUCGGACUGGUGUUCUUCCUCCUUUCUGUGAUGGCUGUUAGUUUGAUGCUGACCAGAGGAAAGCGGAUGUUCGGCUCUAUGAUGUGAUAUUUUUGAAAUUACGAAUCACGCAAUUUCAGUUGCAAUUGAUAUACGUUUAAAGAUUAGAAAGCGAUCAAUAUAAAUUGAAAAUACAGGGUGGCCAUUUGAAAACGAAACAGACGAGAUUACAGACGAAAUAAAGUUUUUCG
This is a messenger RNA of Harmonia axyridis, 1966 nucleotides long. RefSeq lists its product as uncharacterized. NCBI's taxonomy places the organism in Eukaryota, Metazoa, Arthropoda, Insecta, Coleoptera, Coccinellidae. The transcript is spliced from 4 exons. The coding region runs from base 345 to 1823 and encodes 492 amino acids. The record is from RefSeq and is a predicted model, not a curated record.